AUGAUCGAGUACGGAAAGGUCGUCGAGGUCUUUCUCAACGUCAGCGAGAUUUUGGCCUUUGUAUGGAUCACUUCGAACUUUUCCGAUGCCUUCAACUCGCUUUUAGACACUUACCAGGAGAUAGGGGAACAAAUUCCUCUUCUGGAGUCCUUCAAGACGCUGUUCCAGGAUUCGGUCAAUACCCACAUGAGACAGCUGCUCGUACUCAUCUACGAAGACAUACUACGAUUUCAGUUGUUAGCUUUGCGGUAUUUUCGCAAGAAGAGUGAGAGAUGGCGACCCUUCUGA
Pyricularia oryzae 70-15 is the source of this 288-nucleotide messenger RNA. RefSeq lists its product as uncharacterized. The transcript is spliced from 2 exons. The coding region runs from base 1 to 288 and encodes 95 amino acids. The record is from RefSeq and is a predicted model, not a curated record. Lineage: Eukaryota; Fungi; Ascomycota; Sordariomycetes; Magnaporthales; Pyriculariaceae.